Periophthalmus magnuspinnatus is the source of this 1047-nucleotide messenger RNA. RefSeq names its product RALY heterogeneous nuclear ribonucleoprotein (gene raly). Lineage: Eukaryota; Metazoa; Chordata; Actinopteri; Gobiiformes; Gobiidae. Gene Ontology annotation, molecular function: RNA binding. The transcript has 11 exons. Gene Ontology annotation, cellular component: nucleus. Bases 1 to 1047 code for a protein of 348 amino acids. The record is from RefSeq and is a predicted model, not a curated record.
AUGUCUCUAAAGCUCCAAACCAGUAACAUCACCAACAAAACCGACCCCAAGUCCCGAAACUCACGCGUUUUCAUCGGGAACCUGAACACAGCGCUGGUGAACAAAUCGGACGUGGAGGCCAUCUUCUCGGAGUACGGUAGAGUACUCGGCUGCUCCGUGCACAAGGGAUACGCGUUUGUCCAGUAUGCCAGUGAACGCCACGCCCGGGCAGCUGUGGUGGGUGAGAACGGGCGCGUGCUAGCCGGGCAGACGCUAGACAUCAACAUGGCCGGAGAGCCCAGACCGAGCAGAGCCAAAGCACUGAAGAGGACUGCUUCUCUCUACGGUGGAUAUGAGCUGGACUAUGACUUCUACAGGGAGGACUUCUACGACAGGUUGUUUGAGUACCGCAGCCGUGUGUCGCCUGUUCCCCGGGUGGUCCCUGUGGUCCCAGUGAAACGUCUCCGAGCACUGCCCCUCCUCCAUCGGGUCAAAGGCAUCCCUGUGAAGAUGCUAAGGAGAGGAGCCCUCGUCACCACCAGCUCUAAAAAGAUAUUGGUGAGAGGCAAUGAGCUCCAGGCCAUCAAGACAGAGCUGACCCAGAUCAAGGCCAACAUCGAGGCUCUGCUGGGGAGACUUGAGACGCUGGAGGAGCACAGCACAGAACCCGAUUCAAGGAAAGGGGGUGGAGCUGAGUCAGAGGAAGGGGCGUGGCCUGAGGAAGAAGGGGAGGAGUUAGGGUCAGAUGCCGAAGAUGAAGCCAUGAGCCUACAGAGUGAAGAUGAAGAAGAACACAGACCAGAAGAAGAGACGGAUCAGGCAGACAACAGCACAUAUCCACACCACUGCGAACACCACAUGAGACAGCUGAAGUUCAUCCGUGAGAGGGCCGAGGUCCAAAGCAGACCGCUAGAGGUACAACCUUUCAAAGAGAUCCACAAUGCUUGGGACCUGCGACCGGCUUGCAGGAGGCGGCGCUACUCGCCCUCGUGCAGUAAUCGGAGGACCAGCAGUAACUCCAGCCAAGUUGUGUUUCCAUACUCCGGAUAUGGCUCCGGGUCCACGUAG